Molecule: messenger RNA, 1243 nt
Organism: Poecilia reticulata (guppy)
Lineage: Eukaryota; Metazoa; Chordata; Actinopteri; Cyprinodontiformes; Poeciliidae
Gene: spc25
Product: SPC25 component of NDC80 kinetochore complex
Biological process (GO): chromosome segregation
Cellular component (GO): Ndc80 complex
Source: RefSeq, a predicted model, not a curated record
AUACGUCAUUUCCGGCGUACAGUAACCGCCCUCUGUGUACAAACCGCGGAUUUUUGAAAGUUACCAUUUAUGUUGUUGCGAUUAUUAGUCAGACGGACAGCAUAUUGUUACACUCUUAAGCAGAAAUUACAGAUUGUGUCAGAACAUCAUGAUGUCUAUUACCGACCCAAGCAUGAGUGACAGGUUCACCAGUUCAUUGGAGGAAAUCCACAAUAAUCACCUUAAAUCGUAUGCAGAGAUAAUUGACACAAUUUCAGAGUUAUCUCACAAUCAGUUUGUAAAAUCCGCUGUUGACACGUGUUUGAAGAAAGGCAAGGAUGACAAGAAGCUGUUUGAGACGAUACAGGAAUUUAAAACGGACCUGGAGAGAAAAAAAAUGGCACUGAAGGAGAAACAGCGCGCCAUAUCAGAGGUGACGUCUGAGAUUCAGGAAAAAGAGAUGCAGAAAGAGCACAUCAUCCUAAAAAUUCAGAGACACAAAGAAGACCAAAUGAAGAGAAAAGACUUAAUCGAGUCUCAGAACAGAGCAAACAAAGACAGACUGAGAAACCUCCAGAAAGCCAGGCUUGUUUUCCAGGAUCAUUUGGGGCUGGAAAUUCGAACGAUUAUCAACAAGACGCAGAUGGUCAAAGGUGAAAAGUUGCAGUUUAUUUUCCGAAACAUCAGUCUCUCUGACCAGGACAGCGCUUACGUCAUUACAAUGGGGCUUAAAGAAAAUGGAUCUUACCAGAUUGUGUCUAGCGAUCCAGCACUCGAGUGCUUGCCAAUCUUGGAAAGCCGACUCCAGGAGACCAAUAAUUUACCAGCAUUCCUGGCUAAUGUCAGAAAGGAGUUCAUCUCUAAGGCUCGCUCCUGAGAUUUCACGGUAUGCUUACAAAAGGCGGUGGUGUUUCUACUGCAAUGCAGACUGACGGAAACGAUGGUUACAUUGAAUUUGAUCAAAGGGAUCAUAUUCUGAUCAUAUCAUAUUCUGAUCUGUAACCAAAUUGUCAACUUUGUCAAGAGGAUGAAUUUGCUUUUAAAUUUCAGAUGUGUUUUUACUCAAGUUCUGCCUCUUACAAAAUGUAUAUAUUAGAUCUUCAACAUGUCAUGUCAAAUAACUAAUCAUUUAAACGUAAACAGUUUUAAUUUAUUUUUGUUCUAAAAUCAGUGCUCAUUUUACAAACAUCAGGAACAUCAGUGUUUUUCCCCUUGUGCAUAUUAUUUUCUGUUUGUUGUAAUAAACUACAUGUUUUUAAAAGUA